This is a messenger RNA of Dreissena polymorpha, 595 nucleotides long. RefSeq lists its product as uncharacterized. The transcript has 5 exons. The record is from RefSeq and is a predicted model, not a curated record. Bases 49 to 396 code for a protein of 115 amino acids. Lineage: Eukaryota; Metazoa; Mollusca; Bivalvia; Myida; Dreissenidae.
GUGCUUCGCGUGCUAGGCAACCAAGUAGGGAUUGUUCCCAACUUCAACAUGGCUGCAUCUGGCAUCGCUGAACACAAUGAAGCCCGCAGGAAGGAGAGGUUGAUGCAGAAAAUUGCAUUCAAGAAAAAGACCUUGGCUAAAUCCCUUCAAGAGCAGUAUGGUGAUAACCCAGACAUGCUUGCCAUGAUUAAUGGUACCCAGCCAGACACGUAUGAGAGAGAACUGAACCAGUCCAGAAAAUCUGGGUCACCCCCUGGCCGUGGUGGGGAUAUACGACACGACGCCCAAUAUGUCGACCAAAUGAGACGUAACCAGUUACGAAAAGAACAAUUAGUUGAAUAUUCUGCAAAGAUACCCAACAGAUUUUCAUCAGUAGAUUAUGUAGCGCAGUGGUGAGCUGAAGAGGACACAACAGGCAAACUAACCCAGUUUCCUUGGCAACAGAUUAUAAUGGAGAAAAUUAUUUUCUGCAGUUCGUCGCUCAAAAAUGUUCAUUUAUUUCUAGAUAUUUGCUAGGUUAUUUUUUUCUUGCGUUCUUUUAUACUACAUUGCCUUAUUUCAAAUAGUAUUGAAUAAACUCCUUUAACCGUUAAAA